AGAAAGCACCUUACUAGCUAGUGAUGAGGCCGGGAAAUCGGCGAGUAGAGCAAGGAACAGGCGGACGCUGAGAGUUACGGUUCGAGUUUGUUUCUGCAGCCUUUGCUAGUGUCUCAGUAUGAGUUCUAUCGGAACCGGGUAUGAUUUGUCUGCCUCCACGUUCUCCCCCGAUGGUCGAGUGUUUCAAGUGGAAUAUGCUAUGAAAGCAGUGGAAAACAGCAGUACUGCAAUUGGAAUCCGCUGCAAAGAUGGCGUGGUGUUUGGAGUGGAGAAACUUGUCCUCUCCAAGCUGUAUGAGGAGGGUUCAAACAAACGCAUCUUCAACAUUGACCGCCAUGUUGGAAUGGCUGUUGCAGGGCUUUUGGCAGAUGCUCGAUCACUUGCUGAAGUUGCCAGAGAAGAAGCAUCCAACUUCCGGUCAAACUAUGGUUAUGACAUCCCGCUCAAGCACCUUUCAGACAGAGUGGCAAUGUAUGUCCAUGCCUACACUUUAUACAGCGCUGUGCGACCAUUCGGGUGCAGUUUCAUCCUAGGGUCCUAUGAUGAAGAUGAUGGUCCACAGUUGUACAUGGUUGACCCGUCAGGAAUUUCAUAUGGUUAUUGGGGCUGUGCUAUUGGCAAGGCUAAACAAGCUGCAAAGACCGAGAUUGAAAAGCUUCAGAUGAAAGACAUGACCUGCAGAGAGUUGGUAAAGGAAGUGGCAAAAAUAAUUUACAUUGUACAUGAUGAAGUGAAAGACAAGGCUUUCGAGCUUGAACUCAGCUGGGUUGGAGAAGUGACAAAAGGCAGGCAUGAGAUGGUGCCGAAAGACAUCCGGGAGGAGGCAGAAAAGUACGCCAAAGAUUCCUUGGAAGAGGAAGAUGAUUCGGAUGAAGACAACAUGUAAAGUACUUUACCAGCCACAGCAUCAAAUGUUCCCAAAACCUACACCUGUAACACAUCUAAGAUGUAUUUAUGUAUGCCAUUUUCAGAAGAAAUGAUUUUGUAUCUUUUCUAGUUUAUGUUGACUUUACUUUUUGAGACUUGUCACCAAUAAAAUUAUUUGGGAACAAACUGU
Molecule: messenger RNA, 1057 nt
Organism: Scleropages formosus (Asian bonytongue)
Lineage: Eukaryota; Metazoa; Chordata; Actinopteri; Osteoglossiformes; Osteoglossidae
Gene: psma3
Product: proteasome 20S subunit alpha 3
Exons: 11
Coding region: 119-886 (255 amino acids)
Biological process (GO): ubiquitin-dependent protein catabolic process
Cellular component (GO): proteasome core complex, alpha-subunit complex; proteasome core complex
Source: RefSeq, a predicted model, not a curated record